Helianthus annuus (common sunflower) is the source of this 2756-nucleotide messenger RNA. RefSeq names its product pentatricopeptide repeat-containing protein At5g66520. NCBI's taxonomy places the organism in Eukaryota, Viridiplantae, Streptophyta, Magnoliopsida, Asterales, Asteraceae. The transcript is spliced from 2 exons. Gene Ontology annotation, molecular function: protein binding; RNA binding. The coding region runs from base 1124 to 2674 and encodes 516 amino acids. The record is from RefSeq and is a predicted model, not a curated record. Gene Ontology annotation, biological process: RNA modification.
ACCACCACUUAUGGUCUUCAGCAGCAAGUUGGAAAUAAGUCAAUGCCACCGUUAUAAAGGCAGUAACAAUGAGGAGGAUGAUAAAGACAAGAAAUAAGAUAUUGUAUAUAGUAUAAAUCCUGUGGCCCCACACACUAGCAAAGAUGUAAUAAAGCUCAAUGUAGAUUGCACUGAAAGGAAGAAAACCAGCCAUUCAACCGCAACUGAUGAGCCCGAAGAGAUGUUAACCGUAUUCCGAUGCAGAAAGCGUCGGAAAAUUGUGGAGUAUUCGGGAUCUGGUGGGCGGCGGAAGAACGUGAACAGCGGCGGUUGGAGAAAUUAUGGUUGUUGGUGAUGUGGAGUAUCCGGGAUCUGGUACGGGUGGAUCGGGCUUGGGCGGCGGAAGAACGUGAACAACGAUUGGCGGUGGGGGUUGUUGCAGUGGUGGUUGUUAGUGGAGAUGGUUGGUCGGAAUGGUGGGUGUAGCGGUGAAGGAGAUCUUGGAGGUUGUGGUGGUUGACGGAAUGAAGUUGAAUCGUGGGGUUUUUAGCAGUGGUGGUGUGUGGAGGAGACAUGGGGUGUCAGCAUGGUGGUGGGUGGCGGAGGCCAGCAGAUCGGUUAGGGUUGAACGACGGGGGUGGGUGGAUUGGGGUGGGGAGAUAUUAUGAAGAAGAUCAGUGGGGUUAUGGUAGGGCACACUUGAAAUUAUAAUUAUUAAAUUGAUUUUUGUAAUGUGUUUAAUCUAUUUUGGUUUUAUAUAAAGGGUAAUUAAGUCAUUUUACACUCACUUAACAUCAAAAACUAAUUUCUAUCCGCGUUCGCGUUAAGGACUAUCCGAGAACGAAAUUGCAAAAGUUAAGGACUAUAGCUGUAAUUUUAGAUAGUCAAGGACUAAAGGUGAAAAUUGAGCAAACCUCAGGGACUAUCCGGGCAUUUUUCUAUAUAUUUUUUAAAGUCUCACUCAUAAACCUGUUGUCUCAUACGUGUUCAGGAGGUUCUACAAAUCAAAACAAUCAAAACAACUAAAAAAAUUUCAUACAUAUCCCAUAUCGGUACGAACCUUGGGCCGCCAUAGUUCAGAUGUUACGUAACGGAUGUAAAGACACAAACUGAGAACCCUGAUCAAAGUUUCUAGUUUGUAUGAAUGAACAGGACCAUCAUCUAUACCAUCUCAAACCCUCAAUAUCUUCGUAUGCUCGAAAAAUGUUCAACUUUCGAUCAACUCAAACAAAUCCACGCGCAAACCAUCACUGUCGGUCUUGCUCGAUUUACUUACAUAACCAGCAAACUCCUGGCUUUCUCGGCAAUAUCCGAUAUAGAUUACGCGCAGACAAUCUUGAACCAAAUAAGCAUGCCUACCAUCUUUGAUUUCAACACUAUGAUAUUGGGUUACUCUAAAACGUCAAAACGAGAAAUGGGUGUUCUACUUUACGCUAAAAUGCGUAACGAAGGAAUCAAACCGAAUGCUCGUACGUUCCCUGUGCUGAUCAGAACGUGUAAUUGUUUACGGUCGUUGCGUCAAGUGCAUGGACAAGUCGUGAAAUACGGAAAUGUUUCUGAUGUUUAUGUUACCAGCUUGCUUAUAUCUAUGUAUUCGAGUUAUAAAGCUAUUGAAUUAGCUAAACAAGUGUUUGAAGAAAGCGCGUACAAGAAUGUGGUGUGUUGUACUAGUUUGAUAACGGGGUGUUUUAGUAACGGGCUUAUUGAUGAUGCUUGUAAGGUGUUUGAUGAAAUGCCUGAGAGAAAUGAUGUAUCGUAUAGCGCGAUGAUUUCUGGGUUUGUGAAGAAUGAACUUUUCAAUGAAGCAAUCCAGUUGUAUCUCCGGAUGAUAAAUUGUGGCGUAGGGAACCCAAACAGGUCUCUUUUGCUGAGCGUUCUCAAUGCUUGCGGUGCGGUUGGUGCUUUUGAAAUAGGAAGAAGUAUACACUGUCAAUUAGUUGAAGAAUCGUUUAGUGUAGACGUCGAUUUUGGUACGGCGCUGAUCGAUUUCUAUGCUAAAUGUGGGGAUAUAGAGAAAGCCAAAGAUAUAUUCAACGCAAUGCCUUAUAAAGAUGUUGCCGCAUGGAGUGCGAUGAUUUUAGGGCUAGCUACAAACGGUAAAAACGAAACGGCAUUCGAUCUUUUUGAGGAAAUGGAGCAGAAAGGACCGGUUCCAAACGGAAUUACAUUUGUUGCGGUUCUUGUUGCUUGUAAUCACAAAACUUUAUUAAAAAAACCGUGGUCUAUACUUGGUAAAAUGAGCAAAGUUUAUGAUGUGGAACUAACAAUCGAGCACUACGGAUGCAUGAUCGAUCUGUUGGCUAGAUCCGGACAACUGAAAGAAGCCGAAAAGCUGAUCAAGUUGAUGCCAAUGAAACCCGACGGAGCUAUAUGGGGAUCUUUUCUACAUGGGUGUUUAACGCAUAAUGCAAUACAUCUAGUGGAGACAGCUGGAAAACGUUUGUUAGAAUUAGAGCCGACGCACAGUGGAAGGUAUGUCGGGCUUGCUAAUAUGUAUGCGAGUAACGGAAGCUGGGAAGGUUUGAUUAAACUGAGGAAGAUGAUGACGGAACGAAGAGUUGCUAUUGCUCCCAGUUGGAGUUUUAUUGAAGUCUAUGGGAAUGUUAACAAAUUCUUUGUUGAUGAUCAAUGUCACCCUCAAGCUAAAGACAUCCAUGAUGUCCUAAAGUUACUUAAGAUUGUAUUAAUGAAUUAGUAUAGUUUGUGACAUCAUUCAUUGGCAUGGUUGUAAAAUUCCCGCUAGUAGCAGGUUAACCGAGUAUUUUUUUUUUCUCUAA